UAGUUAUCUAUCACUCCUCUAUAGUCACAACUCCAUGGCGUUUCUUCUCAAACCCACCCCCCACAACCGCACCUACACCCCCACACUCCUCCUCCGCCUCUUCUCCUCCACCCAAACCGACGCCGAACAAAUCUCCAAAAUCCUCCUCCACCACCACAACCCCUUCCACUCCUCCGAAUCCUCCCUCCAACUCAACGGCAUAACCCUAACCCCCAAUCUCCUAACCCUAACCCUAACCCUCCUCAAACACAACUCCAAAAUCGCACUCUCCCUCCACAACUUCUCCAAAUCCCUCCCAAACCCACCUCUCUCCCAUUCCUCCUACAAUCUCCUCAUCGACAUCGUCUCCAAAGUCCACCAAUUCGACCUCGCCUCCCAGCUCAUCGUCGAAAUGGACCAACACAACCUCCCCCCAUCACCUUCCACCUUCUUCAUCUUCAUCAAACGCCUCAUCUCCGCUAACCUAACCAAACAAGCCGUCCGCGAUUUCUUCGAAAUCGAACCCUUCACCGAUACCAAAUUAACCUCGGAUCACUUCACUUUCUUGCUCGACACGCUUUGUAAAUACGGCCACGUUAAACUCGCUUGUGACUUGUUUAACAAGAAUCACGACAGGUUUACGCCGGACGUGAAAAUGUAUACUGUUUUGAUUUAUGGUUGGUGUAAGAUUGGUAGGUUCAAGACUGCAUUGUCGUUUUUGAACGAGAUGAAGUUGAAACGGGUUGAGCCGAAUGUUGUUACGUAUAAUGUGGUAUUGAAUGGGAUUUGUAGGAAGGCGAGUUUGCAUCCGGAGGAGAGGUUUGAGAGGACGGUGAGGGAUGCGGAGAAAGUGUUUGAUGAAAUGCGCGAGAGUGGGAUUGAGCCGGAUGUGACUAGCUUUUCGAUUGUUCUUCAUGUUUAUAGUAGGGCGCAUAAGCCGCAGUUGGUUUUGGAUAAGCUGGGGUUGAUGAAGGAGAAAGGGAUUUGUCCGAAUGUGGUGACGUAUACUUCGGUUAUCAAGUGUCUUUGUUCGUGUGGGAGGAUUGAAGAAGCGGAGGAUUUGAUUGAUGAGAUGGUGAGGAAUGGAGUGAGUCCUUGUGCUGCGACGUAUAAUUGUUUUUUUAAGGAGUAUAGAGGGAGGAAGGAUGCGGAUAAGGCUUUGAAGUUUUUUAAGAAGAUGAAGGAGGAUGGGUUGUGCGAGCCGACGACGCAUACGUAUGGUGUUUUGAUCGCUAUGUUUUUGAAGGCGGAUAUGAUUGGGGUUGUUAAGGAGAUGUGGAGUGAUAUGAUAGAGAGUGGGGUUGGACCGGAUUUGGAUUCUUAUACGGUUUUGAUACAUGGGUUGUGUGAGAGGAAGAAGUGGAGGGAGGCUUGCCAGUAUUUUGUUGAGAUGAUAGAGAAGGGGUUUCUUCCUCAAAAAGUUACCUUCGAGAAACUUUAUAGGGGUCUCAUUCAGUCUGAUAUGUUGAGGACUUGGAGGAGAUUGAAGAAGAGGCUUGAUCAAGAGUCCAUCACAUUUGGUUCUGAGUUUCAAAAUUAUCAUUUGAAGCCAUAUAGGAGAUGAGCUACUGUUGGUUCAAAUGAGAAGGUUGAGUCAAAAGACUAUAGUUUGGGAUCAUUAGUCAAUGCCAUUCUGAUGCACAGCACAGGUUUCUCAUUGAGAUAAACAUAUACUUGCUUCUCUGUAGAGGUGUUACGAUACGAUUGUGAUAUUUCAUGAUUGCAGGAAGAAGAUUGAGCAUUUAGAAGUUAGACAUAGGGGAUGUAAUCAUGUAAAUAUGCAAGACUCAUGACAACUUUUUAGUUUCAUGGAAUUUAAGAUACAACGAUAUCAUGUCUAGUCUGUAUUCAGAAGAUAGAAAAGUUAUGUUUGUAGAAUAUUCAUGUCUUGAGGAAAAUUUCAAGAAGAUCAAGGCUAGGGAAUUCGAGAGGCACAGUUUAAGAAAAGAGGAGGUGUCAUUUGGAGCGAGGAAGAACAUUGGAAAUCUCUUGAAGUGAGCAAUGAGCAUAAACCAGGAUGAUUGAGAAGAGGAAUUAUCCAAUGAAAAUAUGCUUUCUAAAAUAAGGAAAUCCAAGCAUCUGGCUGGUUGCAUGAAGGCUGAGCAAUGGAAGUUGGAAAGUAAUGACAGCAGAGCAUACUUGAAGGAUGUUGAAUAUUUUAAUAUAUUACCCAUGAAUGUAAUACUCCAUUGGAUUUAGUUUUAUAAUUGAUUGAUGAUGGUUCUGUUUUUAUUUUCUGAAUGUAUAUCCAUUGUUUUGACACACUCAUCUCAAAUGAACAUAUGUUCACAUUUUUUUGUUAAAUUGGUUUUGAGGGGAAUCUAACCCUUUCAUU
This is a messenger RNA of Vicia villosa (hairy vetch), 2314 nucleotides long. RefSeq names its product pentatricopeptide repeat-containing protein At2g13420, mitochondrial-like. Gene Ontology annotation, molecular function: protein binding. Lineage: Eukaryota; Viridiplantae; Streptophyta; Magnoliopsida; Fabales; Fabaceae. Bases 35 to 1543 code for a protein of 502 amino acids. The record is from RefSeq and is a predicted model, not a curated record. The transcript has 2 exons.